Messenger RNA from Varanus komodoensis (Komodo dragon), 905 nucleotides. RefSeq names its product galectin-1-like. The record is from RefSeq and is a predicted model, not a curated record. Gene Ontology annotation, molecular function: laminin binding; carbohydrate binding. The transcript is spliced from 6 exons. NCBI's taxonomy places the organism in Eukaryota, Metazoa, Chordata, Lepidosauria, Squamata, Varanidae. The coding region runs from base 431 to 838 and encodes 135 amino acids.
AGAUUAAUUUGAGCUGGAAAGCCUAAGGCGAAUCAUUUCAGCCUUUCCGGCGGCGCGGAGCGGAAUCGCAGAAGCCAAGAAGACCGCAAAGGACGGCUGCACCCUCUGUAGUUGCUGGACCGACGACAAUAAUCGCUAAAAUCCAGUAGCCGCUGCCCAGAAACUAGUGCCACGAUCCUAUUACCAUUUACCUAGAAGCAAGCCCCCUAUUGAACUCAGUGAGACUUAAUUCUGACCAGAGAUUAUUAGGAUUGCGCUGUGAAUCACUGACGGGGUCACGCGCAAAAGUAUUGCCCAGUCCUUCUACUUUGAGGUUGACUGAGGAUUCCUGAUUGGCUGGAAGCAGCAGUGCCUCUUUCUUGCUGCGACUUAAAGGGCAGACGGGACGAGCCGGUGUGGUGUGUGUAGGCGUUGUCUCCCUAAAAACAAGAUGGAAACGCGAGUGGUUUUCCCCCACUUGUCCAUCAGGGCUGGCGAAUGCAUCAAAGUGAAGGGGAAAGUGGCAUCGGAUGCCAGGAGUUUUGCCUUCAACCUGGGUCGGAACGAUUCAGACCUGAUCCUUCACUUCAACCCUCGCUUUGAGAGCCACGGAGACAGCAAGAUCAUUGUAUGCAACUCCAGGACAGCGGGAGAGUGGGGUUCGGAGUUGCGGGACUCGGCGUUCCCCUUCCAGCAGGGGGAAGAGGCCAAGAUCUGCGUCUCCUUCAAUGGCGAGGAAGUGACGGUGAACAUGAAUGGGAACCAGGAGGUCAAGUUCCCCAAUCGGCUUGGGCUGGCGUCCGCAGAAUACUUCUCGGUGGAGGGAGACUUCAAUAUCAAAUCUGUCAAGAUUGACUGAACUGCACCCAUGCCUUCUGCGUGCAUCUCUUCUGGAAAACUUGGAAAUAAAUGUUACUUGACCUCUA